AUGCCGUCGUUGCGUAGGAGGGAGACGAAGCUUGCGCAAAAGAAGGCACACCCAUGGCAGCAUUUGGGUAUAACGCUCGGGCUACCCAUGAUUUUGCUGUUCGAUCUUGUAGUACCUUGCAUCAUUUACUACGUCUGGUUCGACCAUCAUCGACGAAAACGAGACAGGCAUGAGCUGGAGAUCCCCCAGCUAUACCUGUACUCGCCCAGCUUCAUCAUGGCUUUCCUUGGCGCGCUCAUGGUCUUGACCACUUUGGUGCCUAUCAAAAUUCCAAUUGGCAUCAACUCUCAUGCGCGAGGUUCGAGGAUCCGACCAUUCAUCUACUACGCCGCAGAAGACUUCAUCGCAGUCGACGGACUUCAGGAUCGAGAAUUCCGGGUCCGGUACAACGAUCGGUAUGAGACCAAUCGAAGAUUCAGGCGCUUCUUCGUGUACCUGACCUUGUUCUGGAUAUGGGGUGUGAUCGUGUACAUCGGAUGUGCAAGCGCCAUCAUCUGGAACCUGGAAUUCCAUUAUGCAUUUGGCUUGAUAUUUGGAAUAUUGUUUACUUGGAUUUUCGUGUGGGCCGGGAUGACAGCCAUCUGGGUCAAACGGGAAAUGAAGGCGGAGCAUGAGGAGUAUGAGAAGGACGAGGUUGAAGCAUAA
Pseudocercospora fijiensis CIRAD86 is the source of this 645-nucleotide messenger RNA. RefSeq lists its product as uncharacterized. The transcript has 3 exons. The coding region runs from base 1 to 645 and encodes 214 amino acids. NCBI's taxonomy places the organism in Eukaryota, Fungi, Ascomycota, Dothideomycetes, Mycosphaerellales, Mycosphaerellaceae. The record is from RefSeq and is a predicted model, not a curated record.